Molecule: messenger RNA, 2290 nt
Organism: Triticum aestivum (bread wheat)
Lineage: Eukaryota; Viridiplantae; Streptophyta; Magnoliopsida; Poales; Poaceae
Exons: 16
Coding region: 264-1982 (572 amino acids)
Biological process (GO): UTP biosynthetic process; GTP biosynthetic process; CTP biosynthetic process
Molecular function (GO): nucleoside diphosphate kinase activity
Source: RefSeq, a predicted model, not a curated record
CGCUGGAGUCCGACCUGACCUGGCAUCAUCCAUCGUCUUCUUCCUCUGUCUCUCCCACCAGCCCAGCUUUCCCCUUCCUUCCUUGCGCACCAAUCCAUCUGUCGGCCGAUCGAUUCGCCGCCCCCCAGCCUCGGUUUCCCCGGCGGCCACGCAAUCCAGAUCGCCGCCCGCCGCGCCGCUCAAGUGAAGGGCCAGGCUCCUCUGUUCCCUUCUCCCCACCUCAGCUCAGACUAUGCGAUUUCUUCUAGCACCUGCGUCGUUGGAUGGAUGAUGUUUACGGUAGAAUAGAGGUCUUCCCGCAGCACUUCACGCCCAACAAAGACCCCAUGGACGCUGCCGAAGGUCUGUCCACAAGUAAGAGCAACAUGGAUCCUUCACCAAGUCCGCGUAGGCGUUCUUGGACCCCGAAACGAGUCAAGGGACCUGCGUCGCUUCUGCAACUCUUGUCUAUUCCUCGCAUUAGGUGGUCUUCCAGCAACGAGGAUGACGACAAGAUCGAGUUGACCAGAGCUGAAGUAGAAUCAUUACGAAGUGAAAUCGCCGAUGCCGAUGAUAGAGAGUCCCAGUUAAAAGCCCGGUUAGAGAAUAUCGACGAAGUCUUGAGAUAUGCGCGCCUUUCUGGGUACCUCCAUAUUAGAAGUAGAUGGACUCAACUUCCUGGGGAGCCGCCUAUCAUAGACGAUGCCGAUGUGGAUGACUGGCUUCCCCGCUUUGUUGUCCUACAAGGACAGUGUUUAUACUACUAUCUGAAGUCUACAGACCUGAGCCCGCAGGAAUCGACGCUGCUGCGCGACGUGGUGGAGGUAGGUCAGCUCCCCAACUUUGUGCCGGAGGACGGGAAAACGAGAUACGCCUUCUUCAUACUGACCCGGCAGGGCCUGAGGUUCGAGUGCUCGAGCAGCUGUGAGAUACAGGUGGAUUCGUGGGUAAGGGCCGUAAGAAGCGACUGCAAACUGGCAGAGGCAGGUGCCGAGGCGAAGAGCAAGACGAGCGGUGGAUGGUAUGAUGUUGGAGUGGGGGUGACGUCUUCAUUGAAGAGUACGCCUAUCACCUUGGAAUUGCAUUGGAAAGUGUACAAGGAUAAAGUAGAGCAAUCGCAAGACAACUCGCUUGAAUUAUUUGCCACCAAGGUUGAGCCACCCAUCACUAGCAACAAAUUUCUCCCUCCCACUCUCUCUCACAACUCACAAGCAAGCAAGGAAGAAAGGUUCUCCUCAGGCCGCCAGGAUGAGCUCCUCCAGUCCUCCUCCUCCUCCAAGCUCUUCCACUCCGCCUGCAAGGCCGCCAGGUCCUUCCUCGCCUCCUCCCCCGCCUCCGCCUCCGCCCCGCGCGCCGCCUCCUCCGUCCUCGCAGACGGGAGGAACGCCGCGCUCGCCACCCUCGCCAACCUCGGCCGGAACUCCACCCUCCCCGCCGCAUACGCCCACCACACCAACGCCGCCGCCUCCUCCCACGGCUACGCAUGGAUCGCCGCCAUCCCCGCCGCCGUGUACAUGCUCCAGGAUCAGGAGGUGCAUGCCGCCGAGAUGGAACGCACCUUCAUCGCCAUCAAGCCUGACGGCGUCCAGAGAGGCCUCAUUUCUGAGAUAGUGUCCCGAUUCGAGAGAAAAGGGUACAAGCUUGUUGCCAUCAAGCUGGUGGUUCCAUCCAAGCAGUUUGCCGAGAAGCACUACCAUGAUCUCAAGGAAAGACCUUUCUUCAGUGGACUGUGCGACUUCCUCAGCUCCGGUCCCGUGCUUGCCAUGGUAUGGGAAGGAGAGGGCGUUAUCAAGUACGGGAGGAAGCUGAUCGGUGCCACGGACCCAUCGAAAUCUGAGCCAGGAACCAUCAGGGGUGACCUUGCUGUUGUUGUUGGGAGAAACAUCAUCCACGGGAGCGAUGGCCCGGAGACGGCCAAGGACGAGAUCGCACUCUGGUUCCAGCCCAAGGAGCUGGUCUCUUACACCAGCAACGAGGAGAAGUGGAUCUACGGUGUGAACUAAGCGCUGCAUCGUCUUCAGAAGAGCCAAAGAAGCUCCAGUCCCUUUCCGUAAUCGCCUCUAGACCAUGGCAGAGUGCAAUAACACCGCGACCCGGGCGACCUUUCAGUCGGUGUCGCCCUUGCCCUUGUCUUGUUCUGAUGCAAUAAGGCCCGAAGAAAUCUAAAGAGUUUGUUUGUACCUUUGAAUAUUAUAGAGCGUGCACCGAGCAAUCGUGAUGUUCAAAUCAAACCGUCGCCUUCAGGCGCUUGAUUUUGAUGGAUGUUUGUUUGUUUUCAUGUGUCCUCCAAUUCAGGCCUACAUUCUCUGCA